This is a messenger RNA of Lodderomyces orthopsilosis Co 90-125, 1266 nucleotides long. RefSeq names its product glutamate 5-kinase (gene PRO1). Lineage: Eukaryota; Fungi; Ascomycota; Pichiomycetes; Serinales; Debaryomycetaceae. Gene Ontology annotation, cellular component: cytoplasm; cytosol. Gene Ontology annotation, molecular function: glutamate 5-kinase activity; ATP binding; RNA binding. The transcript has a single exon. The record is from RefSeq and is a predicted model, not a curated record. Bases 1 to 1266 code for a protein of 421 amino acids.
AUGACGACUUCGGAGGGGCAGAAACAAUUCACCAUUGUGGUUAAAAUAGGAUCGUCAUCCUUGGUUGAUGCUGCCACCAGGGAACCUAGAAUUGCCAAUAUGGCGCUCAUUGUCGAAACCAUCACCAAGCUUCGUCGACAAGGACACAAGAUCAUCAUAGUUUCUUCCGGGGCCAUCGCCUUCGGUAUGAAAGUCAUGAAAUUAGAAGCAAAGCCUUCUAAGCUAUCUGCAGUACAGGCACUUGCUUCAAUUGGCCAGGGUAAGUUGAUAGGGUUGUUCAAUGAUUUAUUCCGUCAAAUGGAUCAGACCACAGCACAAAUAUUGAUCACGAGGAAUGAUAUCGUAGACUAUACUCAAUACAAGAAUGCCAAGAAUACAAUCAAUGAAUUGUUGGAAAUGGGGGUAAUUCCAAUCGUCAAUGAAAAUGAUACGUUAUCAGUUUCCGAAAUCAAAUUUGGUGAUAACGACACAUUAUCUGCUAUAACUGCAGGUAUGAUCCAUGCCGACUACUUGUUUCUCAUGACAGAUGUUGAAUGUUUAUACACAGAUAACCCAAGGACGAACCCAGAUGCAGAACCUAUUUUGGUGGUCGACAAUAUUGACGAUUUGAGUGUGAGUACCAAUGAUGAUGCGGGAGCCGGCUCCAAUGUGGGUACAGGUGGAAUGACCACCAAGUUGAUUGCUGCAGGAUUAGCUACGAAUGUUGGUGUUACCACAAUUAUCACUUUGUCAACUCAACCUCACUAUAUUCUCGAUAUCGUUGCUCACAUACAAUCCCAAAAGGAAGGAUUGAGUAUCAUAGAGCAAAGAAAAAUAUUGCAAAAGGAUAUUCAAAACAAGACUAUUCCAUUACAUACCAGAUUCCUCGCUUUACCUCAAGAUACCCAAAUUAAAUCAGAUAGGAGGUUUUGGAUCCUUCAUGGACUAAAGACGAAGGGUGCGUUGAUCAUAGAUGAAGGGUGCUUUGUUGCGCUUACAAGAAGAGAUAGAGCAGGGCUCUUACCAGCAGGAAUCAUCGACGUGGUGGGAAACUUUCAUGAAAACGAAUGUGUAGCAAUAAAGGUUGUCGCUGAUAGAACUAAGUUAUCCGAACAAGACAUGGUAGAGGUAGGACAUUGCCGUGUUAAUUACACUGCCAAUGAGAUAAGACUAAUCAAAGGUCACAAAAGUAAUCAGAUAGAAUCCAUCUUAGGGUACGCUGAUAGUGAAUAUGUUGCCCAUAGAGACAACUUGGCAUUUCCUCCUGUGACCCCUUCGUCAAACUAA